Periophthalmus magnuspinnatus is the source of this 3153-nucleotide messenger RNA. RefSeq names its product homer protein homolog 1-like. Gene Ontology annotation, biological process: protein phosphorylation; G protein-coupled glutamate receptor signaling pathway; regulation of store-operated calcium entry. The record is from RefSeq and is a predicted model, not a curated record. Gene Ontology annotation, molecular function: ATP binding; G protein-coupled glutamate receptor binding; protein serine/threonine kinase activity. Bases 1038 to 2108 code for a protein of 356 amino acids. NCBI's taxonomy places the organism in Eukaryota, Metazoa, Chordata, Actinopteri, Gobiiformes, Gobiidae. Gene Ontology annotation, cellular component: dendrite; plasma membrane; cytoplasm. The transcript is spliced from 9 exons.
GUACGUGAAAGUUCGGGGCGUGACGUGAUGACGUAUGGAGCUGUUCUGAUGAAUGAAACCAUGGAUGAAACCGACCAGAAUCACCAUCAGCAAACGCGAUUAUGAUGCCUUAUCUAUCACUUUCACUGUAUAUUUAUUAUUAGAAGUGUUUUAAUUUACAGAUAUAUAUUUUUUUGUGGCGUUUUGGCUUGAAUGGCGGUUGUCGGUGCCAUCCACACAAGGACAGCUGCGGAGAUGGAACAAGUCCUCCUCGUGUUUGUGUCCUUAAAAACAUCAGAGGUGAAUGAUUUUUGUGAAACAUGAAGCCUGUGUUUUUUGUAAUGAGACUUCAGACACCGCUUUUUGUACGUGCACUGAUUUAAUGGCGAAUCAGACACCAGGAAAUCAACGAACUGGAUUUAUAAACGUCAACGGACUCACUGCUCUGCAGGAAUAGACGACGACGUGUUAUAUCUGAAUAUGUAGCCUGUUUUCCCUGCUCUUUUUUUUGUCUUUUUUCUCGGUUUGGACAGUGGACACAGCUGCAGAGAGGACAGAUUGUGUGUACAGCAAGUGUGGAGACAUGAUUAUGGACGGAGAGGCGAGGGAUCACUCUUUAAAACGCUGAUUGCUUUAUUUUUUAAGCUUGGAUGCUCUGUGCAAACAACUUUUGCAUCUCGGAAUGGCCAAACAUCUCAAUCAUCCUGCAUCUAGAGCCGCCCCGUCCAGUUAAUCCUCAAAUGUGAAUAACUGUAGUAGGAUUUAAGCUAACUGCUGCUAGCGCCUUGUCCUCACACACACUCACACACACUCACACAUAACCACACACACACAGCAGCUUGGACCAAACAAAUCUGUUAUUUUAUUCUGCAAAGGUCGGACGGGACAACGAUUGAGCAUGUCGGACUGAAAAGACCCCCCCAGUGGCUCUUGAGAAGUCACUGAAGCGCAGGGUUUAGUGGCUGACAGGGGAUCAAAAGCUGAAGCAAGCCUCCACCCGCUUCACACCGCCCUCAAGAGGAUCUUUUUCUUCUCUGUUAGCUUUCAUAUUCUGCAAAAUGGGAGAGCAACCUAUCUUCAGUACAAGGGCCCACGUCUUCCAAAUUGACCCCAGCACUAAAAAAAACUGGGUUCCCACAAGUAAACACGCUGUUACCGUCUCCUAUUUCUUUGACAGUACAAGGAAUGUGUAUCGAAUCAUCAGUCUGGAAGGGUCUAAGGCCAUUAUUAACAGCACCAUCACACCAAACAUGACUUUCACAAAGACUUCUCAGAAGUUUGGACAGUGGGCGGACAGCCGGGCAAACACCGUGUACGGUCUGGGGUUUUCAUCAGAGAGCCACCUGGUCAAGUUUGCCGAGAAGUUUGCAGAGUUUAAGGAAGCCGCACGGUUAGCCAAAGAGAAGUCUCACGAGAAGACUGAGCUAACCAGCACUCCCUCCCAGGAGUCGGCUCCAGGUGAAACUUUACAGCCGCCUUUGACCCCAGAGACUAUAAAUGGUACAAAUGAGGACAGAGCUUCACCUGAAACACAACAUGUAGAAAGCAGGGCAGAGCCUACCCAAAAUGCAUUGCCCUUUUCUCACAGUUCAUCCAGCAUCAGUAAGCACUGGGAGGCUGAGCUCGCAGCUCUCAAAGGGAACAAUGCUAAAUUAACAGCAGCGUUACUGGAAUCCACAGCCAACGUAAAACAGUGGAAACAACAGCUAGCGGCGUAUCAGGAAGAGGCAGAGAGGCUGCACAAACGGGUGACUGAGUUGGAAUGUGUCAGUGGUCAAACCACUGCGAUCAAAACUCAGAAAACAGAGCUCAAUAAAACGAUAGAGGAGCUAGAAUUGGCUUUGAAGUACAAGGAGGAGGAGCUGGAGAGGCUCAAAGCUGAAGUUGAGAGUACUAAUGUCUUUCAUUCCCAAAAAGACUCCCUCACACAGAAAUUACAGGACACAGAGAGCCGUAACCAGGCCCUGGAGGCCCACCUGAGUGAGCUGGAGCAGCGUUUGGAGAGCACACAGAUGGAGAGAGAAGCCUUUCAGAAGAGCCUGUGCUCUCUGCUCCAGCUGCUGGACACCAAAAUAUUUGAGCUGACAGAGCUGCGAGACUCACUGGCCAAGCUCAUUGAGACUAGCUAGAGACCAUCUGUACUGUAUGUGCACUUCUUUCACAUGAAGGGAAUCUGUCACUGCUGCCACCUUUCACCAUGCCUUGGCAUUGCAGCAUAAAAGAAGUCACCUGCGCCCUCUACUGCAUGCUGGAAGCCACAGCACCACACCACUGCACAGCACAGAUCUACCAUUACAAUGCUUCAUUUUGACUUUGCCUCUGCAAACUCAAAAGUCACACAGUUUGAAAAGAUAUUGUAUUAAUUUAAUUCUGCUCACCAAUGACCAAUUAGUGGGCAUGAAUUUCAAGAAAUAACCUUUUACACAUUUUACACAUUAUGUUGCACGCUAAACAUUUGAUUUAAAUCUAAAGCUAGACAGCGGAUGCUCCCGACCUUUCCUCCUUUCUACAUGUUGCUCCCCUUCAGUAAAUGACACUCAUGCAUCAAAGAAUUCAAAGAACUACUAAAUCUACUGUUGGGGACAAUGUCUACUUUUGUUUUACAAAUAUAUUAGCAAUACUUAAUGGGUGCACUGGAGUUGUUAUUUUUGGUAUCACCUUUUUUGUUUUAAUCAGUGAGACCUUAUAUGAAAUCUGACUUGAGCAAAAAAAAAGUUAUUUUACGAGUCUUAUUUUGAAAUUUUGAAAUAUUUAAUGAUUUUUAACAAAUAUUGGAAUGCACUUGUACAUGUGUGACUCUUUGUUUUUCCUAUUAUUUUUGUUGCAACUUGAAUGACAAUAAUUGACUCCUUUUUGAAUUUUUGCCAUAACCAAAUAGCUCAAGUUGUCACAAACAUUAACGUAACUUCUGGUACAAAGGUGUUUAAUUAUGUUUUAUAUAGAUUGCAAUAUUUAAAAUAUUUAGCAAUGGAAUCAGCAGGUGGUUGCAGGUUAAAAUGCAUAUUAUUUUGCCAAAUAAUGUUGUCAUGUACAGAUUUGCAUACUGCUGUUGUUGCCUUGGUACAGACAUGCAUCAAUGGUAGCUAACUGAGAUACUUUUCUUGGAAUUUACAAUUGCCAAAAAUGUCACUAAUGUUCAACAAACUAGUUUGUCUACCUGGAAAAAAAAAACAC